This is a messenger RNA of Cetraspora pellucida, 195 nucleotides long. The record is from the annotation of a GenBank genome assembly. NCBI's taxonomy places the organism in Eukaryota, Fungi, Glomeromycota, Glomeromycetes, Diversisporales, Gigasporaceae.
AUGUCAAAUUCUGAAAUGCAAGUUCAACAUGUUGAAGGUGGAAGUAGUGGACUUUCGAUUGAUAGAAGUUUCGCUCCUUCAAAUGCUAAACAUGACUUUUAUAUUAUAGAAGUUAUGGCUCAAAGAGAGGAUGCACGAUUUCAUCAUUACCAUAUCUCGACUCAAAAUAUAAAUUAUCUGACUUUUCAUAAAUAA